Molecule: messenger RNA, 261 nt
Organism: Opisthorchis viverrini
Lineage: Eukaryota; Metazoa; Platyhelminthes; Trematoda; Opisthorchiida; Opisthorchiidae
Exons: 1
Cellular component (GO): catalytic step 2 spliceosome; Prp19 complex; post-mRNA release spliceosomal complex
Source: RefSeq, a predicted model, not a curated record
GGCGACCUGGCAUUCCCAACUGUCAACACCCUCGGACUACAAGACCGGAAAGAUGAUCCCGAAGCAGUUGAGCGGCUAGCAAAGAGGGUGCAAGAUGAAGCAGCCAAGCGUCCCGCUUACAGUCGCCGGCGAGCUUUCGAUGCAGACGCUGAUAUUGACUACAUUAAUGAACGUAACAAGCGCUACAACGAACUGCUCGAGCGGCAUUAUGGCAAAUACACAGCUGAAAUUAAACAGAAUUUGGAGCGGGGGACGGCAGUU